This is a messenger RNA of Effrenium voratum, 1659 nucleotides long. The record is from the annotation of a GenBank genome assembly. NCBI's taxonomy places the organism in Eukaryota, Dinophyceae, Suessiales, Symbiodiniaceae.
GCGUUGCAGGAAAUAAUCCAAAGUCAAAAUCGUGUUCACACACGCACGUCUCACCCGAACCGUAUCGCAUGGAUUCGGCGAAAGGCCUAGGUGUGAAGAAGCGCGAGCAUGACCUAACCGGUCAGGAGACUCGAUGACCUCUAUGGGGAGACGGGCCAAAUGGUAGCUCCUUGCACCAAGUCCAUCCUCGAGAUCUUUCAAGACUUCGAUGCCAGGCGCUGUGGCCGAAUCGCCCAGAGCGAUUUGGAGGCGGUGCUGCUGCGCAUCUGCGGGGUGUCACGGGACCUGGCGGAGCAGUGGAUUCAGAGCUCGGGGGCGGCGGAGCUCGAAGACGUGGACUAUCGAAUCUUCAUGGCCUGGCUGUUCGAGGAAGAGAAGUCGAGAGCCGACACAGCUGAGAAGCUCUACGAGCGUGGCUUUUCUGUGCGGCAGCUUAUCCAAUUCGUAAGGCGACACAGGUCCCUUGGCUUGCACGACUUGUCUCGGAUGAGCACGGCGGAUGUGGUCCGGGACAUCGUGAUUCCAGAGACCAAGGAGAGGCAGUGUGCCAUGGUGGAGCUCUUCGAAGGUGGCCCGCGAGAGCCCAUGUGCCUCAUGUCCCACUGGUGGGGCCACUCUUUCAUGUCUCUGGUGGAGGCCAUUCUGGGUCAUGCCUCCGGGCAGGUUCUGCCCUCAGAGAAGUUGUUGAGCGAGGAAGAGCUGGAGAAGACGUACUGGCUGUGCAUCUUCGGUGUGAAUCAGCACAAGUCGAUCUGCGGCACAGGGGCCAACCCCUGCGACUGCGGCGCCGUGAAGUAUCUCAAUGGCCAUCCCUUGUGUGAAAUGGACAAGUUCGGGCUCAUGAUGAGGCACUUCAAGGAGCAUGCCCUUGCAGCUGACCGGGAGCUGGAGACCUUUAAAAGGAUUUGGGUCCUCAAGGAGUUGCAAACUGCGCUGGCUAUGGGCAUGCGGACGGAAUUUUGCGGCACGAUCACCAGUAACAUCAGCUUUGCCCUGCUGAGUGUUCGGGAGGCUCAGGCGAGCCGGGACGAGGACCGGCGAAUGAUUUUAGCUGAGAUCGAGCAGACGAUGGGCAUUGACGAGUUUGAUGACAGCAUACGAGCGAAAGUCCGGGAAGAACAAGCCAAACUUACAAUCUUUGAGGCAAUUGUCCGACGACAAGUCGACAUCGUCGAGUUCCACCUCAAGGAAAAUCCGCUUCUUUGCAACGUGCAGCUGCGCCAGUUCGGCAUGAAGACUCCGUUGCAUUUCAUGGCCGAGCGUAGCCGGACAGCCAGCGAAUGGGAAGACUUUAGCGGCCGGACUGCCUUGCUACAGUCAUUGCUCGAUGCGCGGGCAGAUGCCUCUAUAUGUGAUGCCAGUGGACGAUCAGUACUUCAUGCCAUGUGCAUGUGGGACGGAGACGUCCAGCUCGCCAAGAAACUGAUCUCGGCCCGCGCCGAUCCCAACGAGCGGGCGACGCGGGGCGCCGUUGCCAACAAGACUCCCCUGGAGGUGCUGCAGCAUGGUGUCUCUAUCCCCUUCUUCGACCGCGGCUACAAGAGCCGCUCAGCCCGCCAGACCGAAGAGCUCUUGCAGUAUCUCGCGUCCUUGACAUCGCCAUAGGCGAAGUCCAGCGACGCAGCGCCUAAAACUCAUUAAAACCAAGUCCUACUGGUC